AUGGCUUCCACGGACGGCACCACGACGCCUACCAUGCUAGAAAAGGCCCCAGCACCUCUCGAGGCACUGUCCUUGGACAAGAGCUGGGAUCCGACAAAGCUGUCAUGGCAACGCAAGGCACACGUUGUCUUUGCUGGCUUCACUUGCACCUUCAAUGGCAACAUGGGCUCCUCCAUGCCCUCGGGGGCCCUCGACGCCAUCGCCGACGAGUUCCACGUCUCGCAAAAGAUCCAUCUCACCCUCCUCAACUCCCUCUACAUGAUCGGCUACGUGCUCGGGCCCCUCAUCUUCGGACCUCUCAGCGAGUACAUUGGUCGACGGCCCGUCAUGAUCGGCACGUUCCUCGGCUAUCUCGUCUUCACGCUGGCGUGCUCGGCGGCACCAACCUACGGCGCCCUCCUGGCCCUCCGGCUGCUGUGUGGGAUCAACGCGGCGGCGCCAACCACGGUCAUCAGCGGUCUCUAUGCUGAUAUCCUCGACAACCCGUCGCAGCGAGGUUUCGCUCUGUCCACGUACAUGACCGUCACGACCUUCGGGCCCAUGAUAGGGCCCAUCAUCUCCGGCUACUCUUCACCCGUCUCGUGGCGAUGGCCGUUUUGGGCCGCCGGUCUCAUUGCCGCGCCCGGGCUGCCCAUCGUCCUCACCAUCCCCGAGACGUUUGCGCCCGUCCUUUACAACAAGAUGAUCAAGGAGCGUAUCAAGACGGGCGGCGGCGGCCACACGGGGGGUUGCGCGUCGACAGAGUUGCAGCCCUUUAACGUCCGCAAGAUCUUCCUCCGGCCCAUGACGCUGCUCGUCACGGAGCCGAUUCUGUUCUCGACGGCCAUCUACUUGGCCCUCGCCUACUCUGUCUUCUACCUGCUCUUCCAGGCAUAUCCUAUUGUGUAUCAAGACUUUUACGGCUUGGCGCCCGGACCAGCAGCCUUGGCGUACCUACCUGUGGCCCUCGGCGUGGUCCUUUCCAUGGUCGUAUUCUACGUCUUCAACAAUUACUACAACCGGUCAGCCCGCGCAGGCAAAUCCUGGGCGCAGCGCGAGAUCAACAGGAGACUGCCGAUUGCAUGCAUCGCCUCACCUUGGUGCGCUACUCUUUUCUCUCUUCUGACCGUGCCGCUGCUGACCACAGCCAGCAUGACCAUCUCCCUAUUCUGGCUGGGCUGGACGACCUUCAGGACCAUCUCGCCCAUCGUCGUGUCCCUGGGCGGCAUUCUUUGGGGCGUCGGCUUCCAGCUCAUCUUCAUGGGCAUGUCCAACUACCUGACCGACGUCUUCCGCCAGCACUCGGCCUCGGCGCAGGCCGCCAGCAGCAUGACCCGGUCCAUUGGCGCCGUCGUCCUGCCCCUCGCCGCGCCCGCCAUGUACGGCGACCUCGGCCUCCACUGGGCCCCGUCGCUGCUGGCGUUCAUCGCCCUCGCCAUGGGCCUCAUCCCGUUUGCGUUCAUCCGCUACGGCGACGCCCUGGCCAAGAGGAGUCGGUACGCGCAGGCGGUCGAUCUGCCCAAGGAAUAG
Emericellopsis cladophorae is the source of this 1509-nucleotide messenger RNA. Its product is annotated as Polyamine transporter-like protein. Gene Ontology annotation, biological process: transmembrane transport. The record is from RefSeq and is a predicted model, not a curated record. Bases 1 to 1509 code for a protein of 502 amino acids. Gene Ontology annotation, molecular function: transmembrane transporter activity. The transcript is spliced from 4 exons. Lineage: Eukaryota; Fungi; Ascomycota; Sordariomycetes; Hypocreales; Bionectriaceae.